AUGAAAUUACUCAUCGUUUUCUCUCUCCUGAUUGUUCUCAUUGUAUUCCAGGUACAAAUUUCUUAUGUCUCCUUAAAUAAUCCUGCUUCUCCUGGCUACUAUCAAGAUGGGGAUUUUGUUAUCGGAGGACUCUUUUCCCUUAGAAUGACUACUGGAGACACUAGAAGUAAAUUAUUUGACUUUAAAGAUGCAAUCUAUUUGCCAGAAUAUGUUUAUGGAUAUCUCACUAAACAUUAUCAGCACAUGUUGGCAAUGAUUUUUGCUAUAGAAAAAAUCAACAAGGACCCAAAUAUUCUAUUCAAUAUGUCCCUUGGAUUCUAUCUCUUCAAUGUUGACUUUAUUGAGAAGAAGGCCAUAGAGAGUUCUAUGGCUUUGCUCUCAGGAGAGAGCCCCCCAGUUCCUAACUACAGCUGCAGGCCUGAGAAGACUGAUAAGCUGGUUGCAGUGAUAGGGGGCAUUUCAACAGGAAUAUCAACUCAGAUCUCCCGAGUUCUAAGUCUCUACAACAUUCCACAGAUCAGCUAUGCUCCUUUUGACCACAGUCUUGGGACCAGAGUCCAGCUCCAGUCUCCUUACCAGUUUCCGAUGCACACUACAGCUCUAUAUCAUGGAAUAAUUCAACUGCUACUAUACUUCACUUGGGUCUGGGUUGGCAUGGUGGUUACAGAUGAUAUGAGGGGAGAACUCUUCCUGAGGGACAUCACAGAGGAGAUGAACAACCAUGGACUUUGUGUUGCAUUUGUAGAAAAGAUUCCAGAAUUUUCUGCUCAGGACAGAGUAACCAAAAAAGCUUUUAUGGAAAGAUACACAUCAACACGUGUUAUUGUUGGAUUUGGUGACACAUAUUCUCUUCUGAGGUUUGUUAGUAGUAUCAUUUUCCACACUAAUUUUGGUAAUGUCUGGAUCACGACUUCUUAUUGGGAUUUCACCAUACUUCCUUUUUACCAAUUUAUAAGUAGAGCAUUAUUCUCUGUUGGAAGAUUAUCAUUUUCUGUUCGCAUGGAUCAAAUUCUGGGAUUCAAGGAUUUUCUCAGAAGUGUUCAACCUAGAAAAUACCCUCAUGAUAUCUUUCUCCAGGAUGUGUGGUCGAUCUUAUUUAAAUGUCCAUAUUCCUAUCAGCAUGGAGUCAGGAUACUAACUCAAUGUGAGCAAAAUGGCACCCUGAGCACACGACCUCUGCAUGUUUGGGACAUGAAUACCUUACCCCCAAGCUACAAAGUCCAUGCUGCUGUAUAUGCCAUUGCCCAGGCACUCCAUGAAGAGCUGUCACUUGGAAUGGAAGGAGACUCCUUCACUAAAUGUGUACCCCAGACUCAUCUCCCAUGGAAGCUCCAUCCAUUUUUACAAAAGGGCAAACUAUGGAGAAGGACCAAUCAGGAGAAUAUUAUUAACAAGGAGGUUUUGGCAACUGUAUUUGACAUCUUCAAUUCCCAGUCUCUGCAAAAGGGUAAUGAAGUUCAAGUUCAAGUUGGCGAGUUUGUCUUUGAAUCUCACAGUGUUCAGCAUUUUUCCCUAAAUGAAAAACUCAUAACUUGGCCCAGAAACCAAAAGGAGAUUCCUUUGUCUCUUUGCAGUCAAAGUUGUCCACUUGGAUUUAGGAAAACACCUGUUGAAGGGAAACCCUCCUGUUGUUUUGAUUGUCUCCCAUGUCCAGAUGGAGAGAUUGCAAAUGAAACAGAUAUGGAUCAAUGCAUCAAGUGCCCUGAAGAUCAGUAUCCAAAUAAGCAGAGGAAUCAGUGUCUCCCUAAAAUUACAGCAUUUUUGUCCUGUGAAGAUCCUCUAGGAGCAGUUUUGGUUUCUGUGGCCAUUAGUUUAUCUGCCUUUUCAGCCAUGAUUUUAGGAUUAUUUAUCCACUAUCGGGACACACCCAUUGUCAGAGCAAAUAACAGAAAUCUCAGUUAUCUCCUCCUGGUUUCUCUAAUGCUCUGCUUCUUUUGCUCAUUGAUAUUCAUUUGUCAACCUACAACAGUCACUUGUAUCUUGAGACAAAUGAUUUUUGGGGUUGUAUUUUCUAUUACCAUUUCUGCUAUCUUAGCAAAGACCUUCAUUGUGGUUGUGGCCUUCAAAGUCAUCAAACCAGGAAGCACCUUACAAACAUGGAUGGUGACCCGAGUCUCAAAUGCUAUAGUCUGCUGUGGUUCCAGCAUUCAAGUGUGCAUCUGUGCAGUCUGGCUGGGAACGUAUCCCCCUUUCCCUGAUGUCGACAUGCAGUCAGAGUUUGGGCAAAUCAUCCUCUGGUGUAACGAGGGCUCCACCCUUGCCUUCUAUUGUGUUCUGGGCUACUUGGGCUUUCUGGCCAGUCUCAGCUUGCUUAUUGCCUUCCUGGCAAGAAGGCUGCCAGACACAUUCAACGAGGCAAAAACAAUCACAUUCAGCAUGCUGGUUUUCUGCAGUGUGUGGAUUUCUUUUGUACCCACUUACCUGAGCUCCAAAGGCAAAACCAUGGUGGCUGUGGAAAUCCUUUCAAUUCUGGCCUCUAGUUCUACACUAUUGGGCUGCAUAUUUCUUCCCAAAUGCUAUGUUAUCCUAAUGAGGUCAGGUGGCCAUUCUAGAAAGAAGAUCUUUAAAUGA
Messenger RNA from Rattus norvegicus (Norway rat), 2571 nucleotides. RefSeq names its product vomeronasal 2 receptor, 48 (gene Vom2r48). Gene Ontology annotation, cellular component: membrane; plasma membrane. Gene Ontology annotation, biological process: G protein-coupled receptor signaling pathway; regulation of calcium ion transport. The transcript has 6 exons. The record is from RefSeq and is marked provisional. Bases 1 to 2571 code for a protein of 856 amino acids. Lineage: Eukaryota; Metazoa; Chordata; Mammalia; Rodentia; Muridae. Gene Ontology annotation, molecular function: G protein-coupled receptor activity.